Chenopodium quinoa (quinoa) is the source of this 441-nucleotide messenger RNA. RefSeq names its product phosphoglycerate mutase-like protein 4. The transcript has 4 exons. The record is from RefSeq and is a predicted model, not a curated record. Gene Ontology annotation, molecular function: phosphatase activity. NCBI's taxonomy places the organism in Eukaryota, Viridiplantae, Streptophyta, Magnoliopsida, Caryophyllales, Amaranthaceae. The coding region runs from base 1 to 441 and encodes 146 amino acids. Gene Ontology annotation, cellular component: cytoplasm; cytosol.
AUGUCUGAUUUCCUACAAGUUCAAAGUCUUACUCCAUUGCAGGUUAAUCGUGAUCAGGACCUGCGGGAAAGACAUAUAGGGGAGCUUCAGGGAGUUGUAUAUGAAGAAUCAAUAUCUAAUAUUUACCCCAAGGCUUUUGCAGCUCUCAUAUCAGGCGAAGAAGUUCCAGGUGGAGGUGAAAGUCGCGAUCAAUUGUACAUAAGAAGCAUAGCUUCACUGCAAAGAAUUGCUCAAAAACAUAGAGGAGCGCGAGUGAUUGUAGUAACACACGGAGAGGUUAUAAGAAAUUUAUAUGGGAGAAUUGUACCUUUUGAAGGCCAUCCUGGAGAAGUAUCCAACACAUCUUUAAGUGUACUUCAGCUGUCUGAAACAGAAGUUUGGUCCUUCAAAACAUGGAAUGAUAACAGUCAUCUCACUAUCUCAGAGAAACAGAACAUCUAA